Messenger RNA from Oryzias melastigma (Indian medaka), 3770 nucleotides. Its product is annotated as protocadherin beta-15. Gene Ontology annotation, molecular function: calcium ion binding. NCBI's taxonomy places the organism in Eukaryota, Metazoa, Chordata, Actinopteri, Beloniformes, Adrianichthyidae. Bases 414 to 2879 code for a protein of 821 amino acids. Gene Ontology annotation, biological process: homophilic cell-cell adhesion. Gene Ontology annotation, cellular component: plasma membrane. The transcript has a single exon. The record is from RefSeq and is a predicted model, not a curated record.
AUCAUUUUUUGAAACCUGCUUGUAAUUGUACCUUCAGUCUCUAGAUGACGCCCUUCUAUCGUGCCUGACUCAUGCAUGCUUUUGCCUUUCUGUGUCAGUGGAAUUAGAGAACUGGGUUAGAGCAGAGAGCUCUGCAGGUUUGUGUGCCUGUGAAGAGGAGAAAAGCAGAGAUGCUGCAUGGCUGUGUGAGUCUGUGAGAGAAAAAAAAGAGACGCCAAAAGAGAGAAAAACAGGGGGGAGAGAGAGAGGGGGAGCGAGAAGCAGCGGUCGAAUGGGAAUAGAGAUGUAGGAAUCCAAGCUGACAGCAUCCUUAAUAGAGCAUGAUUAACUCAGCAAGAGAAGCAGAGUGCUCCCGGAUUACAGCAGCAGUAUAGCCUCCAUUUUUGCUACUGCAUUUUGAGGAUUGGCUUACAAUGUCGACAGAACAUCUAUUUCUGGAAGCAGUUUUUCUGGCGGAUCGUCGAAUAUGUUUAAGAUGGUGGAUCGGGGUUUUUUUGCUUCUCUCUCAUUUGUGUUUUUCACUGGGAGAAGUGCGUUACGUGCUUCCAGAGGAGAUGAAAGUGGGCUCUGUCAUUGGAAAUGUUGCACGAGAUCUUGGACUGGAGGUGUCGCAGCUCGAUGCUCGUCGAGCGCGGGUUGUUGCAGAAGGAACCAGUCAGCUGUGUGAGCUGGACCUGGCAACAGGAAAUCUCUUGAUCAGCCAACGAAUAGACCGAGAGGAGUUGUGUGCGCAAGUUACUGUUUGCAUCCUGCAGUUCCAGCUUUUACUUGAAGACCCUCUUCAAGCAUCCAGCUUGGUUUUGGACAUAACCGACAUAAAUGACAACAGCCCAGUUUUUACUGCAGGAGAGAUAAACCUCGAUUUGGUUGAAUCUACUGUUCUGGGACGACGAUUUCCUUUGGAGAGCGCACAUGACCCUGAUUUGGGCAGGAACUCUAUCCAGGAAUAUAAGCUGAACCAUAAUGACCAUUUUGCACUAGAAUUGAGCACCCAGAUAAAUGGGAAUUCCUAUCCUGAACUAGUUCUCAAAAAGCCAUUGGAUCGAGAGGCACAAGCCGAACAUGUACUGAAAAUCAUUGGGAUUGAUGGGGGGGAACCCAACAGAUCAGGAACUGCUUCUAUUCAUAUUCGGGUCUUGGAUGCUAAUGAUAAUGUCCCAGUUUUUAGCCAACGAGUUUACAAAGCAUCUGUGCAAGAGAACUCUGCCAUUGGGACUGUCAUCAUAACCUUAAAUGCUACAGACUCAGAUGAUGGUGUCUAUGGAGAAAUAACAUACUCUUUCACACAUCUUUCUGACAAACUGGCUGGAGUGCUUGAAAUCAACUCUCAGACUGGAGAAGUGCGUGUGGUGGGCAUCAUUGACUACGAAGAGGCUAGCUCGCUUGAGCUUGAUGUUCAAGCUAAAGAUGGUGGUGGACAGGCUUCUCACUGUAAACUUAUAAUUGAUGUGAUUGAUGUGAACGACAACAAACCAGUGAUAGAGGUAAAGUCUGCCUCUCCUAAUGUGGCCGAGGACUCCAAACCAGGAACCAUGGUUGCUUUGAUUAAUAUUUAUGACCUAGACACAGGCAGUAGUGGUCAUGUCACAUGUUCAAUACCAGACUAUGUUCCCUUUAAAUUAGUUUCAGAAGUUAAAAACUAUUAUAUGUUAGUGACUGAUGAGAUGCUGGACAGAGAAAUACAGUCAGAGUAUAACAUUACUUUAACUGCCACUGAUGCAGGUUUUCCAUCUCUUUCAAGUGUGACAGUUUUAUCAAUUCUAGUAAGUGAUGUGAACGACAAUGCUCCAACGUUUUCACAGAGUGAGUACAAUGCUAACAUUUUGGAGAACCAACCAGUUGGCACUUUUGUUAUUCAAGUCAGUGCGCAAGAUAGUGACAAAGGAUCAAAUGCAAAAAUAAUGUAUCACAUAUUAAAGGACAUGAAUUUAGACGCGUCAUCCUUUCUUAUAGUAAACUCAGACACAGGAGAACUCUUCACAUCCCGCCGCUUUGAUUAUGAACAGUCAGUUCAUUUCCAGAUAAGAGUGGCAGCCCUUGAUAGAGGCGAGCCUCAACUUUCCACUACCUGUACUAUAAAUGUUUUUGUGAAAGAUCAAAAUGACAAUGCACCUGUCAUUCUUUAUCCAGUUCAAACUUCUGACUACAUCGCAGAAGAUAUGGUGCCAGUUGAAGCACCAAGAGGCUACCUGGUGACCAAGGUGGUAGCUGUGGAUGCAGACUCUGGUCACAAUGCAUGGCUCUCUUACAGAAUAAUUAAAGCAACCCGGCCUGGCCUAUUUAUGGCAGAUCUUCACACUGGUGAAAUCAGAACUCUCCGAGCAUUCAUGGAGGACGAUGAACCAAAACAAACACUGUCAGUUUUAGUAACUGAUAACGGGCAUGAGGCUCUCUCUGCGACGGCAACGGUCAGUAUAACACUCGGUGAUGGCCUGCCGGUUUUAAAAGAGCAUUUUGAGUUUGUAGAUGAAUCACAGAACAGUGACGAUUUAACGCUCUAUUUAAUCAUCGCUCUUUCAGUCGUUUCACUCUUGCUCAUCCUCUUAAUCAGCGCAGUGAUUUAUUUUAAGCUCUGCCGGCGUGGCUAUGUUUACCGAUCAACCACGGCCAAUCUCCCAGUGUUCCCAUCCACUUACUACUCCACUGGUUUUGCAGAUUUUAGUCGUUGUGGGACUUUGCUGAAAGAUGAUCGAUAUGACCCCUUUAUGACUACUGGUUCAUGGAGAGGCGAUUUCCGUUUUGGAGGAAACACAGACACCGACACACUAAAAAAAAGAAGUGCAGUCUAUCAAAAAAAUACAGUAAGGCGCCUCAGCACUGACAGAGCCAGUCUGAAGGCCAGAGCUGGUCCCCAGCAUCCGUGUUACGUUUUUAAGUAAAAGUUUGUCGUCAUUUAAAAAAUUAUAUGAUAGGUACUUGUAAUAUCAGUACUGAAUUUAAUGUGCACUAUUUUGUUUUGACUGGAGUUAAUCUAAUUGUGAUUUGUGGUAUAAAUAUUAAGUGCAAAAAUUGUCAAUGGUUGAUUAUUUUUGGUAUUUUUUCUGCAGAAAUAUUUAGGCAUGAAAAUAUAGAUUUACGUUUCUUUUUUUGUGACAUAAUCUGUAUUUCUACUGGCUUUGAUCAUGGAAAACAAAAUUAUGUCCACUGAUUUGUAUUUUUUUAAUAAAAUUAUGCAGAAAUCAAGUUAUUAAGCAUUUGCGCACGUUGUUGUGAUUAUGAAUAUUGCUAUAGUUUUUGUUUUCUUGUUUUUUUUUUUUUUAAUUCACUGAUGUAUAAUUAGGCUAACCUUAUUUUUCUCCAGCAUAAUCUAUCUAACAUUUUGUAUAGUUUUUUUUAUUUUUUUUCUGUUUUAUUGUUAAAGUUGUAUGUUGUAUACUUAUAUAUUGCAGUUUAGGGUUAUCUCUUUCCUCUGACAAUCAUAAAUUAUUAUUCACUCUUUAAACUUCCGUGAUAUUUUUCUCAUUUGAUAUAUAGGAGAAAGUAUUUUUUUUCUUUUGAUUUCACUAUUUGAGGUUAGUGUUGAAGUCUCUGGAGUUGGAUGUUUUGUUAUAUGUAAUAUAAGAAGCUUUGAUGCAUGUUUUGUUGCACAUGUUAACUUAGGAUCUACACGUGACCACGUCUUAUCAUUCUCGUUAAAAACAACCUCACAGUUUGAUGUCUGACAAAAAAAAAAAAAAACACAAGCUUUGCUAUUCCAACCAAACUCAUAAAGUGAAAAGUAUGUAAAGGAUGAAUGCAUCUACUAAAAAAAAUAAACUUUCCAAAAAAGA